Messenger RNA from Penicillium soppii, 468 nucleotides. Its product is annotated as GFA family protein. The record is from RefSeq and is a predicted model, not a curated record. Bases 1 to 468 code for a protein of 155 amino acids. Lineage: Eukaryota; Fungi; Ascomycota; Eurotiomycetes; Eurotiales; Aspergillaceae. Gene Ontology annotation, molecular function: carbon-sulfur lyase activity. The transcript has 2 exons.
AUGCCUUUGUGGAAAAAUUUCCAUGACGCUGAGCAGCCAGCCGAUCCUUGUUGUCGGUUAACACCUUUCAAUUUAAAUGUACAAGGCAAGGGCAAUCUACUGACAACGAAACAGGCGUUGUGUCACUGCGAUGAUUGUCGCAAAAUAAGCGGUUCACUUUUCUCAUACAAUUUCCUCGUCAAGGAGGCAGAUCUUGAGAUUACUGGAUCCCCGAAGGAAGUACUCCAAACUGCUGAUAGCGGAUUUGGUAAAAAAAACUACUUCUGCGGUGAUUGCGGUAUGCAUCUUUUCGGUGGGAGUGACACAAUGAGAGCUCAAAAAGGAUUGGUGGUAGUCAGGGUAGGCAUCUUCGACGAUGUCGAUCUUGAAAAAUGUCGACCCACAGCGGAGCUUUAUCCCCAAAGGCGUCCGAAAUGGCUAUGCGCUUUGGAAAACGCCGAACAACUCGAGAGUAUGCCACCUGCCUGA